GCGCUUCAGCAAGUCGCCUUUCGCCCCGUGCGCGCCCAUGCCAUGCGUGCCUUGGGCUUGCGGCUAGCCAGGCGAGGCAGUGUGGUCUACUUGGACGACCUCAAGGCCGCCGGCCAGGACCGUUCGAGGCAACAUGGCCACGGUGAGAAGCGGGCCAAGACGGCCAAGCCAGGGAAAUUCCCGGUGAAACUUGAGGUGCCAAGAGGUGUGCCAAUCCAUUUGUACACGGAUGACAUUGACAGGGACACGAAGCAGCAACUGAUCAACCUCUCAAGCAGCGGCAUCGCAGUUGGCUUCGUGGCAGCAAUGCCUGACGUGCACCUGGGCAAAGGGGCUACGAUUGGCUCCGUCUUCGCGUCGCGGGACUUCGUUUGUCCCAACGCAGUCGGGGUAGACAUAGGCUGUGGCAUGUGUGCUGUGCCAGUCAGUGGCUUGCUGCGGAAGGACCUCUCCGAGAAGAGGCUGCUGGCCAUCCAGCGGGGCCUCAGGAGCUCCAUCCCCACCGGCUUUGAGUCGCAUGGCAGAAGCACGAGCGCCAUGGAGUCCGCUAUAAAGAUGCUGAUCUCGAAGCAUGCGCCUACUCGCUGGAUAAGGGAGACGCUGAGUGGCAAGCACACAAGGCAGCUGGGCACACUCGGUGGCGGCAACCAUUUUGUGGAGCUCGUCUAUGAUGAGGAGGACCGCAUUUGGAUGAUGCUGCACAGCGGGUCGCGCAACAUCGGCAAUGUGACAGCUCAGCACUACGACGAGCUGGCUGCCAAGCAGUGCGGAGGAAGUCGCGAGGCCCUCGCCUACCUGAGGAUUGAGUCUUCGCAGGGCAAGCAAUACCUCACAGACAUGGCCUUCUGCCAAGCCUAUGCCUGGGAGAACAGGCGUUUUAUGAUGGAAGCCUUUGCAGAGGUGGUGAAGAAGGAAACGGGGCGUGAAGGUGUUUGGAGCAAAAUGGUAAACAUUCACCACAACUACUGCGAAUGUGAGCAGUGCAGGUAUUUCGACACGAGUGAGGAGAAGUGGAAGGAGGAGGAGCUGUGGGUCACGCGGAAAGGGGCGACCAGCGCCAAAGCGGGGCAGAUGGGGAUCAUCCCUGGAAGCAUGGGCACUGGCUCGUACAUCGUGCGUGGCAAGGGAGAGCCCAGCUCCUGGCAGUCGUGCUCCCAUGGCGCCGGACGAGCUAUGUCCAGAGCAGCAGCCUUCAGGAACAUUGACCCGAGGAGCUUCGCUGUUCACAUGCAAGAGCAUGGCAUUGUUUGGGAUGUGAAUCACGCCGACAAAGUUCGGGAUGAGGCGCCGAUGGCCUACAAGGACUUAGAUACAGUCAUGGAGAACCAGUCUGAUCUCGUGGAGGUCGUACACCACCUACAGCCCCUCAUCAACAUGAAGGGCUGGUGAUGAGACUCCUGUACAUAGUCGCAUUCCGCAUCGGUCCAGAUUGAGUCUGAAAAGGCAGUGGAUGUCAGGCUUUGCACUUCAAC
Messenger RNA from Effrenium voratum, 1472 nucleotides. The record is from the annotation of a GenBank genome assembly. NCBI's taxonomy places the organism in Eukaryota, Dinophyceae, Suessiales, Symbiodiniaceae.